Messenger RNA from Perognathus longimembris pacificus (Pacific pocket mouse), 1801 nucleotides. It is a transcript of the gene Brox, whose product is annotated as BRO1 domain and CAAX motif containing. NCBI's taxonomy places the organism in Eukaryota, Metazoa, Chordata, Mammalia, Rodentia, Heteromyidae. The coding region runs from base 397 to 1632 and encodes 411 amino acids. The transcript is spliced from 13 exons. The record is from RefSeq and is a predicted model, not a curated record.
CCGCCCUGCGCCGCCGCCGUCUUUGAGGCUGCUUCCCCCUGGGCUCCCACUCCGGCCCGCCUUCUUCCACCCUCUCCUCGGACGGCACCCGGGCUGUCGAGAAGGACCGGAGAGGAGAAGGUAGAGAGGGACGCGGCGGCCCGGAACGCUCUGACGGUGCUGCAGCGUCGUGGGAACCUCGGCGCCAGGCGCCCGGCCGCCUCAGUAGCUGUCAUGGCCGCUGGUCACGUGACGCCGCCAGGGCCCCGGCCUGCUUGCCCGCGGUUCUAGUUUCCGUACUCGGGGGCUCCGCGACUCCUAGCUUUCCUGGCUUGCGCACCCGGACAUUACCCCAUCUCCCCUCAGGAAGAGUAGCACUCAGACUUUGAGAACCACGGCAGAACACGUCUGGGGAAAAUGACCCAUUGGUUUCAUAGGAAUCCACUGAAAGCGACAGCUCCUAUCUCUUUUAACUACUAUGGUAUGGUCACUGGCCCUUCUGCUUCAAAAAUUUGCAAUGAGUUGAGAUCAUCCAGGAUGCGCCUCCUUGAACUCUUUACUGAUUUGAGCUGUAAUCCAGAAAUGAUGAAGAAUGCAGCAGAUUCGUACUUUUCACUUUUACAAGGUUUCAUAAAUUCACCUGAUGAAUCUACCCAGGAAAGCAAACUUAGAUAUAUUCAAAAUUUCAAGUGGACUGAUACAUUGCAAGGACAGAUUCCAAGUGCCCAGCAGGAUGCUGUUUUUGAAUUGAUUUCCAUGGGCUUUAAUGUAGCAUUAUGGUAUACCAAAUAUGCUUCAAGAUUGGCUGGAAAAGAAAACGUAACAGAAGAUGAAGCAAAAGAAGUCCAUCGCAGCUUGAAAAUUGCAGCUGGGAUUUUUAAACAUUUAAAGGAAAGUCAUAUACCCAAACUGAUUACACCUGUAGAAAAGGGAAGGGAUUUAGAGACCCGGCUCAUAGAAGCUUACAUUAUCCAGUGUCAAGCUGAAGCUCAAGAAGUAACAAUCGCCCGAGCAAUCGAACUCAAACAUGCUCCUGGACUGAUUGCUGCACUGGCAUAUGAAACAGCUAGUUUCUAUCAAAAAGCUGAUCAUACUUUAUCCAGUUUGGAGCCUGCAUAUUCUGCUAAAUGGAGAAAAUAUCUUCACUUGAAAAUGUGUUUCUACACAGCUUAUGCUUACUGUUAUCAUGGGCAGACUUUGCUGGCUAGUGAUAAGUGUGGUGAAGCAAUCAGGUCUCUCCAAGAAGCAGAAAAAUUAUAUACCAGAGCAGAAGCACUUUGCAAGGACUAUGGAGAAACCAAAGGACCUGGACCAACAGUCAGACCUUCUGGACACUUGUUCUUUAGGAAGCUUGGGAGCCAAGUGAAGAAUACCCUGGAAAAAUGUCAGAGAGAAAAUGGAUUCAUUUACUUUCAGAAAAUUCCAACAGAUGCUCCACAGCUGGAACUCAAAGCAAAUUAUGGGCUGGUAGAGCCUGUACCUUUUGAAUUUCCUCCUACGAGUCCUCACUGGACACCAGAAACCAUGGCAGCAUUUGAUCUUACCAAGAGACCCAAGGAUGACAGUGCCAAACCUAAACCAGAAGAAGAAAUGAAGCCAGUGAAAGAACCAGAUAUCAAACCUCAGAAGGAUACUGGAUGCUACAUCUCCUAAUUGCACUGUGCACUAGAAUCUCUGCUUGCAGAUAAGAUAUGCCACAGAACUUCAGUUCCUAUUUCUUGAAAUGAUACAUCUGACACUAUGGAAUAAUUAUUAAAUUCAGAAGGAAUUGGCUUUCAGAUCAUUCUUAAAUGUAGAAAUGGUUCAUGCUUUGUCUCUGGAC